AGCUGGCUGCAGAGCGUGUUAAAGUUCACAGAGAGGUGGGACUCGAACCUGGGACCAUGUCUCCGCUGCAGCGGUCUGUCUACUGGCGCCUGUCUGUCGUCUUCGUCUUCACCUCCUUCCUCUUCUUCCUCGACAUUUUCACCGCCGCCAUCGCCGCGGUCACUUGUAGCCAUGGUAACGUCACCAGCCCAGACGCUUUGAAUGCAGCGAUCAACCAAUCAGGAGCCGGGGACGAGUCAGAGGGCGAAGCCGAUUGGAGGACGGACGACCGGCAGCGAGACUCAGUGUGUGCUUGGACAGAGUGGUUGUCCUAUGGUCAGACUGUGUUCAUGGUGGGCCAGCUGCUGGGCUCUCUGAUUGGAGGAGAAAUAUCCGACCGGUAUGGGAAGCGUCCAGUGCUGCUGGUGUGUGUUUGUGUCCACGCUCUGUGUGGCCUCGUGCCCGGCGUCCUUCCUCAGCCACUGGUCUUCCUCGCCGUCCGCUGCCUGACUGGUGUCUGCUGCUGCUGCAUCAACAUCUGCUCCUUCAGCCUGGCCGUGGAGUGGACGCCCCCUGCUGCUCGGCUCUGGCCGUCGGCCGUCCUGCCCUUCUGCUUCAGCGUGGGGACGAUGGUGGGAGCUCCUCUGGCCUGGCUCAGUCCCACCUGGACUCACCUGCACCUGACGCUGGCUCUGCCGCAGCUCGUCUGUCUGCCGCUCUACUUUUCCAUCCCAGAGUCUCCUCGCUGGCUGCUGUUGAAGAGGAAGAUGGACGUCUUGGACCGAUACCGGAGCAACAGCCCUGAAGAUAAACAGUGUCUGGACCUGCUGUUGCACUCUUCCUGCUCUGACCUGCAGAAACCCUUCGAGGUUCAGAAGGAGGAGCCACACACAGGCCCCGCCCCCAGUGACAUCAUCCACCUCCGACACCCGACCAUCCUGCUGAGACUGUUCAUCAUGAGCUACCUGAGUGCAGCAUCAGCGCUCACGUACUUCGGCAUCUGUAUGAACAUCGGCUCCUUCGGCGUCGGCGUCUACUCCGCCCAGUUCUUCUCCGGCCUAUCAGAGGCUCCCUGCCUGCUGGUCCCACUGGUCCGCCUGGGGCGACGGCCAAUCAGCAUGCUCGCCCUCUUCCUGAGCGGGGCGGCCUGCUUCGUGUCGUUACUUCUGUCCAGAUAUGACGGCGAACCAGAGCUGGUGAUGGGUUUGGCUCUGUUGGGAAAACUCUGCAUCCUGGCGGCCAUCUUCAUCUCGACGCUGUACGCCAUCGAGCUGUUCCCCACCGUGGUCAGGCAGCGCUGCGUGUCCCUGGUCAACCUGUGCUUCCGCCUCGGCUGUCUCGUCAACACCCUGGUUCCCCCCAACCCCAACGGAGCAAUCUCAUUGGCUGCCAUGGCCGUGUACAGCAGUGGACCAAUCAUAGGCUGCGGCCUGUGCCUGUUGCUGCCGGAGACCAGCGGCGUGACGCUUCCUGACUCGGUGGAGGACUGUGACCGGCAGCCGCACUCACAGGCGCCACCUGGAGGACAUGAUGAGAAACAAACUUUUAUCAUAGAACUUUCCUCAUGAGCCCAGACUCCUGUUUUAACACUAUUUCAUGAUAUGCUUUUACUUUGAAAAGGUUCUGCUUCCUGUCCGGUUUGUCUUUUGAACAAACUCGACGUUUUAAUCAUGAAACGUCAGUUUGCACAAAGUACGAAAUCUUCAAGGUUCAAACUCAAGACCUCAAAAAACACUUUAAACCAAA
This is a messenger RNA of Platichthys flesus (European flounder), 1725 nucleotides long. NCBI's taxonomy places the organism in Eukaryota, Metazoa, Chordata, Actinopteri, Pleuronectiformes, Pleuronectidae. The transcript has 9 exons. The record is from RefSeq and is a predicted model, not a curated record. Gene Ontology annotation, biological process: transmembrane transport. Bases 57 to 1547 code for a protein of 496 amino acids. Gene Ontology annotation, molecular function: transmembrane transporter activity.